AACACAUUUCUCUUUUCAAACCCUCGACCCCAAAUCCUGCGAGGGAGGCCUCAUGCUUUCCUUUUUUCCCUUUCUCAAAUUAGGGUUCCGGCGAGCAUGGCGGAGGGUCCCGCGAGCCUCGGCAGCGGCAGCCACGAGAGCUGCGACCACACUCGAUUUCGAGGAUUAUAUUGAUCCUUUUUUCCCAUUCUCUUUCAACUCUUCAAUUCCAUGGCUUACCAACCACAACCCUCCGAUGCCAAAGGAACAAAGAGGGAUUUCAUUACCGAAAUCUUGGAGCGGAAGAAGGUGCCCAACCAACUCGUCGUCGACGAGGCCAUAAAUGACGACAAGUCUGUCGUCGCGCUUCACCCCGACACCACGGAGAAGCUCCAGCUCUUUCGCGGUGACACCAUUCUGCUCAAGGGGAAGAAAAGGAAGGACAGUUUGUAUUGCGCUUGCUGAUGAGACGUGCAAGGAGCCGAAGAUACGGAUGAACAAGGUCGUCAAGAACAACCUUAGGGUUAGGCUCGGGGACGUUGUUUUCGUUCACCAAUGUGCUGAUGUUAAGUACGGGAAGCGUGUGCAUAUUCUUCCCGUGGAUGAUACCAUUGAGGGUGUCACUAGGAACCUCUUUGAUGCCCACUUAAAACAUGGAGGGUGAUACCAAGGGCUCAACCAAGGGUGGAGAAUCAUCCGCUAAGAAAGAUGUUCUUUCAGCUCCUGGAACAAAGAUCUUCCAUCCUUCUGUUAAUGAUCAUGAAGAUAUGCAGAACCUACAAAAUUAUGUCAAAGGAUUUGCAACCAUAGACAACCUGGCACUUGUAAAUGUUGAGGGAACUGGAAUGGUUGGUGUUCCAGGUACAGCCAGUGCCAUUUUUGGAGCAGUAAAAGAUGUUGGAGCUAAUGUUAUCAUGAUAUCUCAGGUGAUGUUAAUUCUGCCAGUUUUGGUUCCUGGUUUGGACCAAGGUGUAAAGGACCUUGGUGCCAUGCUGUCAGCCCAUGAACCAACUGCAAAGGCUAAUCCAGUCAAUCCAGGAGUGGCUGAUAUUGGUGCUGCUGCUACGGCUGAAUCAGUUUCAACUGUUUAUGCUGGUCCAAUCAAUCCAGAAGUGGCUGAUUUUGGUGGUGCUGCUACGGAUCAUAUUUCUGAAUUAGCUUCAAUUAUGGUUGCAGGCUUUAAACCUGGUGUUGAUGCAGCUUUACAUAAUUCUGCUGCUAGACCCCUGUGAAACGGGACAGACUCGGUGAAUGUAGCAAUUGGUGCAACUGAACUCAUAGUUGUUGUCGGUGUAGUAAAUUCACACGGUGAUGAUCCAGCACUUGCUUUUUGUGUGGAAUAAGCAACUGCUUAUGUUGAUAAGCAAAAAUUGGUUGAUUAGCAGUCAGAUCUUGAUCCUUUGAUGGCUGAUUCAGAGUUGGAAGUUGCUAAAGAAUUGGAUUUGAUUCAACUAAAGGAUAAUGCCACGAGUUUUGAAGGAAUGUCUCCUCUUGAGAGCAUAUCUGAACAUGAAGUACAGCAGGAAAUGCCUGUUGAAACUGCCCCUGUUGCUGCUGUCAAAACUACAAGAUCUCAGGCCUUUGGUGUACAAAAAACUGCAUAUGCCGAUUCUGGUUAUGAAUCUGAUCAGAUUUCAUCUUUCCCCUAGAAUAUCAGGAUUCGUCCGAAUUUCCUCCAUCAGUUCAACAGUUUUUUAGAGUUCUUGUUGAAAGUGAUUUUUCUUGGAAUGAGGUGGCUCAAUCUUCUCAAAAGCCUAAAACGCAAAAGCUCAAGAUAACAUUGACUCCAAGACCUCAAAAUAGAGCCUAUAUGGAAAAGCCCGUUAGAAUUCGUAGAAAUGGGAAUUCUAAUAAUUGAUCCUUUCCUAUGAUGAAGUUUAUGUUUGAUUAAUUAUCUUUAGCAGAGUGACUGUUGUGUAUAUGCUAAUAUGUUGACUCUUUAUCUUAUUGGUUGUUUCCCUUCUUAUAUUACUCUUUAUUGGUGGAUUUU
Cajanus cajan (pigeon pea) is the source of this 1969-nucleotide messenger RNA. NCBI's taxonomy places the organism in Eukaryota, Viridiplantae, Streptophyta, Magnoliopsida, Fabales, Fabaceae. The record is from RefSeq and is a predicted model, not a curated record.